AUGGCUCACUGGCUCGUUUUAUACUAUUCAAGGCAGCAACAAGCCCUGUUUCUGCAGUUGGCCAUUUUGGAUUCGGAUUUGGCUUUUAUUGCAAUUGGGCUUUUUCUGUCAGCAAAUUGGAAGAGUCCAGUUAGAGAAAAUGCAACACUCAAAUUCUCCCACGGUGGAAAUUUGCCCUUGAUAGACGAAAAUGGUAUUGAAAUUUGGUCAACUCAUACAUCUGGUAUGUCUAUUGUUGGUAUGAGAAUUGAUGAAAAAGGCAACAUGAUACUCGUGAACGAAAGCAAUGGCCCUGUUUGGGAGUCUUCCCUCUAUCCUACCCAUACUCUUCUACUUGGGCAAGAUAAAGGGUGGAACCUUGGAGAUGUAUGGAGAACGGUUCACUUUUGGCUGCAUACAUCAGACGAAUGUUGGAUCCCACUCAAGUGUGGCAGGCAUGGGGUUUGCAAAUGUGGUGAGUGCACUUGUCCUGUUGCACCAAAUGGCGCGGACUACUUUACAAUAAGAAAUUAUCAACAUUCUAAUGAUGGUUGUCGCGAAAUCAAUCGUCCACAAGGACCAUUUCCAGGUACACCUCCUGAAUAUGAAAUGAUUUAUUCCGGAAAUCUUUCCUAUUUCACUAGCUUUGAUGUGAAGGCGUCUACUCUUCAAUUAAUCAAUGAGAAAAGAUGCAAGCAAGCCUGUAAGGAAAAUGAAGCUUGUAAAGCUGCCUUUUUCAUUUCUAUGAAAGCAACUUCGGAAGGAUAUUUUUCUUUGCAUUCCGAUCUUCUCUCAAUGAUAGGUAAUCCACGUGAAGGAGGGUACCAUGUAUCAUCAUACAUAAAGGUCGCUUCCUCUUCCUAUCCGGAAAACAGACCUUUUCACUCUAAGUCUUGGAAGCUAAUGCUAUUAGCUAUAUAUGCCUUUUUGCUAAGUAUGAUUGUUGUUGUUACAAUAUGCUUCCUGCUACGGGAAAAGAUGAACUGUGCUUGCAUACAACAGAAUGAUCUUAAGUCAGUCAUCUCAAGAACUCUAAUAAGUUUCUCUUACAGUGAAUUAUCUUUUGCAACUGCUAAGUUCACUAAAAGGUUGGGAGGAGGAGGUUUCGGAGUGGCGUAGAAAGGGAUGCUAAAGGAUGGAACAAUGGUUGAAAUAAAGCGGCUUGAAAACACCGGGCAAGGGAUUGAAGAGUUUCUAGCGGAGGUGGACACAAUCGGAAACAUACAUCACAUUAACUUGGUGAAGCUAAUCGGUUUUUGUGUUGAGAAAAGGCACAGGAUUUUAGUUUAUGAAUAUAUGAGCGGAGGGUCGUUGGACGAAUGGAUCUUCCAUGAAAACAGAAACUUUUGUCUCGAUUGGAAAACAAGAAAGAAGAUUGCAUUAGACAUAGCAAAAGUGUUAGCAUAUCUUCAUGGAGAUUGCAGACAAAGAAUUGCUCAUUUAGAUGUCAAGCCGCAAAACAUUCUUGAUGACAAUUUCAAUGCAAAGGUUUCUGAUUUUGGGUUGCCAAAGCUGAUUAAUAGGGAUCAGAGUCAAGUAGUGACCCGGAUAAGAGGCACGUUGUGGUACUUAGCUCCUGAGUGGCACCACUCAAGAAUUACAGUAAAAGUUGACAUUUACAGCUUUGGAAUUGUUCUCCUAGAAGUUGUCACGGGGAAGAAGAUCUUAGAUUACAGUCAACCGGAUUCAUAUGUUUGUUUUCUAAAUCUUUUAAAGAAUAAGUGCCUUGAGAAUCAGCUGAUGAAUAUUAUAGACCUCACAAGUGAAGAUCUGCAACAGCACCUUGAAGAAGUCAUUGCUAUGACAAUGCAGGGACCGUGGUGUGUGAAUGAAGAUUGUACGAGACGACCCUGUAUGAGUUCAGUGGUAAAGAUGUUGGAGGAAGAGAAGAUGCCUGAACCAAGCUGCCAUUUGAGGUUUCCUCUAGCAUUUCCUUUACCACCCUCUGAUAGUUACUCCUAGUAAAAGCUUAAUUCCGCAACAUGGACAUCACUAUAAACAAUUAUCAUAACCUUGUUAUAUCUGGCUGCCAACUAGAUUAAGUAGCUCUUUUACAGAAAAAAAAUGCGUUUGCCGGGAGUCGAACCCGGGUCUAUUGCUUGGAAGGCAAUUAUCCUAACCGUUGGACUACAAACGCUGAUUGCUUUGCUUGGAUCCGCCUAGCAAGUUGAGGUAUGCACGCUCAAGCAGCUCUG
Messenger RNA from Theobroma umbraticum, 2174 nucleotides. The record is from RefSeq and is a predicted model, not a curated record. NCBI's taxonomy places the organism in Eukaryota, Viridiplantae, Streptophyta, Magnoliopsida, Malvales, Malvaceae.